This is a messenger RNA of Paraglomus occultum, 1092 nucleotides long. The record is from the annotation of a GenBank genome assembly. NCBI's taxonomy places the organism in Eukaryota, Fungi, Glomeromycota, Glomeromycetes, Paraglomerales, Paraglomeraceae.
AUGGCAAACCUUAUAGCCAUUCGACGGAAAUACGACGAACUAACACUUCAAUGGCAAGAGACAUUGUAUCAACCCGUGGACUGUGAAGUCUUGAGGGAGUCUGCAAAAUUCAUACAACCUCAACAUUAUAAUGAGGUCAUUGAAGAAAGGAAUGUUGAUAAUCUUUGCGGCUAUCCUAUAUGCUCUAAAUCGCGUCAGCAAAUAGAUAGCAACUACAGAAUCUCGUUGAGGGCUCGUGAAGUAUACGAUAUCUCAGAGCUCAAACACUUUUGUUCACGCACAUGUUACGUGGCGUCAAAGUUUUUUUUGUCUCAAUUAUCGCCUGAGCCUAUUUAUCUUAGAAAUCUCAACAAGUGGAACCCGGUCAAGGUGAUUCCAGUCGGAGUUGAUGUGAGGCAAAUGCUGGCUAAAGAAACUGAAUCAACAAAUCAAGUUGACUUGGGUUCGGAAUAUGUCAAGGCAAUGACGAAUAAUCUUCCUCCAGCGCCAUCAGACAUUAUUAUCAAGGAGAAUGUAAACGAGGCACCAGCUGCAUCAGUGAGUUAUAACAACCAAGCUCAUGAUGUCGUAGAAGGGUUUCGAGUCAAGGUGCCGGUGAAGGAAAGACGACGCACGAAGAAAGAGUUACCCAUGACAAUGUUUGGCAAGAUAUGGACUACUUUAGACCGAAUAACAACAAUGAAUACAAGAAUGUAUUUUAAGGAUAAUAAGGCUAAAGUAGACCAUACAGUUGACUCUGAUCAGUAUGAACUUAUGAUGACACGAAUCAACAUAUUUAGCGAGAAGAUUCUGACAAGCUAUAAUUUUAUUCGGCCAAUAUUACCGAUAACAGUGGAUAUAGUAAAUGAUCUUGUCGAUCUCAUGCGCACUUUCAAACUAGAUCGCCAGUCAGUCAUGUUGACCGAAACUGAGAGUAACGUAUUAUGCAUGGUUUUCUUGCAUGCAUUGUCAAUGAAUAUCCCGGAACUGCAUAAGAAUAUAUUCCCUACUGAUGAUACCAAUAAUAACUUUAGGAAAACUUUAGAAAGUAUGGGAUUGACCAUGGAGGAGCUAGAAGCAUUUACCAGAGUCAUCAGGGUUUCCUCGACUUAA